Messenger RNA from Cherax quadricarinatus, 2987 nucleotides. The record is from RefSeq and is a predicted model, not a curated record. Lineage: Eukaryota; Metazoa; Arthropoda; Malacostraca; Decapoda; Parastacidae.
ACCCUAACACCCAACACAGUACUCUGGCUGGAGGAACCCUAACACCCAACAGAGUACACGUGCUGAGGUAAACAGUGAUGGCGGCUGGGAAGGUGUACUCAGCCAUGACGAGGAGGAUUCCUCGUCAUGUACUCACCGCUUUUGAGAGACUGGUGGUGGAGGAUGUACUCCGGCAGUCCCAGUCCUCCAUCAUCAUCCUCAAGCAUGUGGAGGCUAAACUCAACAGCCAGGAAAUUGAGCUGGCAGAUGAUAUUAAAUAUAUCAUUCGUCGACUGGUUGGUGGGUUAAGGUCGAAUAGGUUACGAGCACGAGAAGGCUUCUACACUACGCUUCAAGCAUUACUGCAGCUUCAACCCUCUACUGUCAUGCUUACCUUUGAAGCUGUUAUUGAGAAAUAUAUCAAUGAAGCUGUUAGUAAACAUGAUGCCAAGGACAGGAUCAUGGGGGAAAUUCUGGCCUAUGGUGCGCUUAUUCGCUCGGGUCAAGCGAACACCACCUCAGAGAUGCAGUCGCACAUCAUUUCCCGAUUGUUUCAAAUUCGAAAAAUAAGAACAUACAUGGAUGUCAUGGCAAGCCAGUUCUUGGUCAUCCUCAUGGAGAAAUGUGAAGGAGGUGUUAUGUAUAAGGAUAUCUGGAAGCAUCUGGAAAAUGAGAUAUCGAAACCUGUGGAGCAGCUGUCGCCUUGUUCACUGUGGCUGCGUCUGGCGCUGCUCAGGACACACACACAUGAACCUCCACAGUGGCUCACUUCAACUCUACAGCCGAAAAAUUAUAUAUCCAUAGGUCAAGUUAUAAUGAAAACUAUGACGGAUCUACCCAAGGUUCAUCCAUUGUUGGAAGAAGUGGUGAAAAGCCUGAGCAGCAGUGCUCACACCACUGAGUCUCCGCUCAUACAAUUCUGGCUGAAAGUCUUGGAGCCCUGCUUAGCAUAUUCACCAGCCGCUAGAAUCAAGUUGCUCUUCAAUUUUCUGCAGCUGCUGCUUUCCAAGCUGAAGCGUGGGUGUGAGGUUGCUGCUGUGAUGACUAGUAAUGUGGUGACACUACUGGUAACUACUGUGUCCAGACACGAUAAUGAUCUGAGUUUAGCUGCUCGUGGCCUCGGAUCUGCACUGCUACAGCUGGUCACUGCCAACACUGAUGAAAGCAGUAAAGGCCUGGUGAUACCCCAGCAUUUUAGGUUUGACCCACUCACUGGCACGAAGUUACUGGCUCAAAUGAAAAUUCACUAUACAUUUAAUACCAUCAAGGGCUUUGCAGAAAUCUUGAAUAAGAUUAUGAAAAAGGAAAUUGAUAACGUGAAGCCUAUGGACGAGACGUGUGCAGCAUUUGCUUUAAGUAACCUGGUGAUGCACUCUAAGGUGGUGGGUGGUGAGCACCAAGCCUGGAGGACUCAGCAGCUCAUAGCACUCAUGAAGGUUGCACUCUUCACAAGUAACCCAGCUAAUUGUGAAGAGUUCAGAGGAGCUUUCUUUAAGAGUAGUGACAUGGAGAGUCAGGUGAGGUGUAUUGAAGACAUUACUUCAGUCAGAGGAAAAACACCUUGGUCACAUAAAUGGCUCAGUGGUAGUGUUGGAUUUGAGAAGCUGCCUAACUUGGCUCAGUUUAUAUGUUGUUACAGGUUAAUGUGCCCAGAGAUGACACACACAACACUCACUAUCCUCACUGAUGUCUUAGACCCGGCCAAUACUAAACAUCUCAUUAAUAAAGACACUGAUUGGUGCGAUGACCUCAACCCUGAGCAAGGUGACAUGCACAGUAAAGAUGAGCAAAGCAAUGAAAGUGAAGAGGAAAUAGAUGAAGAAAAUAAUCCAGAGAGUGAAAUGAAGUCAGAUUCAGGUGAGGAUGAUGAGGAAGAUGAUGAAAGUGAAGAUGAAAGUGGAGACACUUUAAACAUUCAUGGCCUCAGGCAGAAGAUGGUAGCUGUUGCUGGUGAUAUUGAUGUUGAUGUAGAUAUGGACAGCGUUCCUCAGGAGGAACUUGACAACUUAGACCGACAACUUGGUGCAGUCAUGGCAGCAUUUCAAAGCAAGCAGAAGGCCAAGAAGAAGGGAGGCCUUCAGAAGCUUCCCAAGGAUGAGAAGAACCUCAUGCACUUCCAGUCCAAAGUGUGCGGCUUGCUAGAAAUCUUCUUGAAGGAGUCGCCUGCCAUGGGUUUGCUCUUGGGUAUAAUUAACCCACUCUGCAUUGCCCUCUACAAUGCAGAUAAAGACACACGUAAGCAAGACCUUCAGAAUAAACUCAGGCGCCUCAUGUUCCUUGUGGGGAAGAUCAAGAAGUGUGACAGCCUUGGUGAUGCCACCAUUGAUGUAUUAAUGAACACCUUGGACAAUUUCUUCACUAAUGGAUUGGCGUUGUCGGACAGCUCCAUAGAUGUUGUACUAGAGUGCUACUUAAUGCUAUAUCGCUGUGGCUGCCAACUUCUGCAAGAAGAGAGCCACAAGCCAGACAAUCCUCUCAUUACCAUUUUUUACAACCACCUGGAACAUUGCUUUACUAAAAGCACUGGCUCAAUGAAGUGCUAUGCAUUCCACGAACCAUGUUGUUAUAAUCUUGGAGGCUUGUGGAGCAUUGUUGCACUCAUGACCAAGUUUGCCUUUGACCCGGAGGUCAGGGUGUUCCGACGUAUUGACGCAAUGCAGGUCCUACAUAAGUUGUAUAAGAACAGAUCUCUUGUGGCACAAGUGAACAUCAGCGAUACUGUCACCAUCGAAAGAGAACUCUCAAAUAAAAUAAUAUAUAUGCUGAGCUUUCUCAAGAAGAGUCCACAGUCAAUGUCUGGCCACUACAUGACAGCUCUCUACACUCUCCUGGUCGUCAUUCAUAAAAACCAUUCAUUGAGGAAUUCAGAGGAAAACUUUGACUGGGAGACUAUCAAAUCUCUAGUGUCAGAUAUCCGUCAGCUUAUUUCCAAGAAGAUUCUUCAUUCCUUCAGAGGACCUUACAACAGUCUUCAGCAGGCUCUCAAGUUACCAAAACUGGUUUGGUAA